Molecule: messenger RNA, 2132 nt
Organism: Eruca vesicaria subsp. sativa (arugula)
Lineage: Eukaryota; Viridiplantae; Streptophyta; Magnoliopsida; Brassicales; Brassicaceae
Source: the annotation of a GenBank genome assembly
AUCUCUCCGCGUAAAAACAGUCAUCGUUUUUUGCUCUCUCUAGAGUAGAAAACCGUUCGCGAAUCGAAGAUCUAGAUCAUACGAUCGUUUGAUCUCUCAGGUUUGCUUCUUCUUCGACUUCGGAUCUCCGAUGACUUCUUCGUGCUUUCAGUUUCGGUUUCCGCUUCGUCUCGAUGUUCUUCGUCGUCCCUAUUCGCAUCGAUUACUCAGAAAGUUAGGGUUUCGCCGAUGAAGGAUGACGGAAUCAAAUCGAUCUUAUUGGCUGUUUCAUAUAUAGUUAGGGUUUUGUAUAUAGUUAGGGUUUUUUAUAUACGCUCGCGAAUCAUGUGAAGAUGGAUCAUCUAUGGCGUUAGAUUAGGGUUUAGGAAUGGAGAUUAGGUUUAUUUGGAUUUGUUUUUGAUUUCUGCCGACUUGGUUGCUCUCUACGGUACUUGGAAGCGUUAGCAUGGACUUGGAGGUGUUUGAUUAUCAGUCAUCUUGCGAAGCGUGUUACUCUUCUGAGCUUUUCUGUGGAUCAUCAUGGAUGAAGCAACAGCUAUUGGAUCUGUGGAUACAGUCUACUAAAGUUUGUGUUUUUCGCAAUGUGUGUUUUAUAGUAUGAGUUACAAGGCUCCAAGGAGAUACUUUAACGGCAGGAACUUCGGAGUGGCAAGACAGCAAGAUUCUGUGGCUGAUAUAGUUCCCAGACGACCUUAUGCAAACAGAAUGAACAAGGCUCCUAAUAAGUGGUCUAGGAAUCUGGUUUGGACUGCAUCAGAUGCCAACAUGCCAAGGAAGAAUGAUACCACCACGUAUGGGUCAACUAAGCCACAAGUUUCAGGGGCAGGAUCCAGUGUGUCAAACCUACAGAGGAAGAAUGCUGCGUAUGGUGAGCAAAGAAGCUCAUCUGUUUCAGACACGAGAGGGUGGGGAUCUAAAGAUAAAGGCAGUCCCAAAUCCAUGGAAUGUCUGUGUAAGUUUUGGAAAGCUGGAAACUGCAAGAAGGGUGAUCAAUGCUCUUUCUUGCACUCUUGGACUAGCCUCCCUGGAAUGGUCAUGGUAGCUUCUCUUGAUGGACACAAGAAGGAUCUUAAGGGGAUUGCACUUCCUCAGGGUUCAGAUAAACUCUUUUCAGCCAGUACCGAUGGUACAUUGCGAAUAUGGGACUGUCACACUGGCCAGUGUGUUCAUACAAUCAACCUCCAGGCAGAAGCAGGGUCGUUAAUGAGUGAAGGAUCAUGGGUUUUCCUUGGCUUGCCAAAUGCUGUAAAGGCUUUUGAUGUUCAAACCAGUAAAGAUUUGCAUCUUAACGGGGUGGUUGGUCAGGUCCGUGCUAUGACUGUUGGCAAUGAAAUGCUUUUUGCUGGGACAAGUUCUGGUAGCAUAUCUGUCUGGAAAGCAACUGACUCUGAGUCUGAUCCUUUCACAUACCUCACAUCUCUGGAGGGACACCAUAGCGGUGAAGUCACAUGCUUUAUAGUUGGAGGUCAGCGACUAUACUCUGGAUCUGCUGAUAAAACAAUAAAGGUGUGGGAUCUCAGUACACUGGAAUGUACAAUGACACUGAGGCAACAUACCGACACUGUCACGUCGCUCCUAUGUUGGGAUCAGUAUCUCAUAUCUGCUUCUUUGGAUGGGACCAUCAAAGUCUGGGCGUGUUCUGAAAACGGUAACUUGAAAGUUACAAAUACACGCAGACAAGAACAAAGUGUGCAUAGUCUUUGUGGGAUGAGCGAUGCAGAGGGCAAACCGAUCGUGUUCUGUUCUUACCAAAACGGAACAGUCAGCAUACGCGAUCUACCAUCUUUUGAAGAGAGAGGAAAGAUGUUCUCGACCAACACGGUCGGUGCAAUCACAGUUGGUCCUGAAGGGUUGUUAUUCACUGGAGACAAGAGUGGGAAGCUGCGUGUUUGGAAUUUAGCUGGCACCAAAGUUUAGCCAUUUUACAUUCUUGGGUUGAUUUAAUAUUGUACAUACUUGAUAGUAUGAGUUAACAGAUUCUUCUUGUGUAUGACUCGGAUACUAAGUAUCCAUCCAUUAAAGUAUUAUCAUGUUCUUUCAGGCUUUGUAUAUGUCACACGAACCUGGUUAAAAGUGUGUACUUUGACCCAAACUUUUAUAUUAACAUGAACCUGUAUUUUUCUCGACCCCUA